AUGAGUCUUUGCCCACUUGCACGAAAUAUGCAUAUUGCGCUCAACUAUCGGUGCCUAGGUGGGCUCGGUAGCGGCGCGGUAGAAGCAGAUGAUUCAAGGAUGGCCAUUGCAUUCUAUUCUCUUGCUGCCAUGGACCUAUAUGGGGUCGUUACUUCCAAGUCGAGCGAGAAAGACCGGGCAGAAUGGACUCAAUGGAUUUGGGCUCAAUAUACACAAACCGCGAAGGGUACCGGAUUUAGAGGAGGGGACUCUUUGGUACUACCUAAACCCAAUCCAAAAGCCUCCGUCCAAGCUCUACCGAGUUUAAUAAUGACCUAUGCUGCUAUCCUAUCGCUUGCGAUUCUCCGAGACGAUUUCUCCAAACUAGACAAGCGCGCACUGCUUGGCUUUGUGGCUAGUUGCCAGAAUACAGAUGGAAGUUUCUCUGCGAUACCCUGUGAUGAUGUUGGAGACCUUCGAGUCGUCUAUACUGCCUUUGUUAUUUGUUACCUCCUGGAUGAUUGGACCAGUAUUGAUGCGUCGGCAGCUCUCUCGUUCAUCCAUCGAUGUAGGAGCUACGAGGGCGGCUAUGGGCAAUCACCUGGAGAGGAGGCUCAUGGUGGAACAACAUACUGUGCCUUGGCAUCCCUAUAUUUAUGUCCCUUGGUGGAUGGUACCGGACUCGACUGCAAAUCAAAGAAGACAACUAUCAGGUGGCUUAGCCACCACCAAACUACAGGAUUCUGUGGGCGCACCGGAAAAACGCCAGAUUCGUGCUACAGUUUCUGGUGUGGUGCCUCGCUCAAAAUUCUCGAAGCCUCGGACUGCGUGGAUGUCGAAGCAAACGCCCAGUUUAUAUCACAAUGCCAAUUUCAAUUUGGAGGAAUUGCCAAGGUUCCAAAUGAGCGGCCAGAUCCACUUCACUCAUAUCUGAGUCUUGCUUCGUUGGCAUUAUAUCCCCCCACAACUGGGGAUGAUUCUUGGCGGCUGAAACCACUGGGAGCGGCACUAAAUGCCGAGGAGUCAACAUCACAAUGGUUAAUUACGCACCUACGUAAAUAA
Molecule: messenger RNA, 1041 nt
Organism: Rhizoctonia solani
Lineage: Eukaryota; Fungi; Basidiomycota; Agaricomycetes; Cantharellales; Ceratobasidiaceae
Product: terpenoid cyclase
Exons: 9
Coding region: 1-1041 (346 amino acids)
Biological process (GO): protein geranylgeranylation
Cellular component (GO): CAAX-protein geranylgeranyltransferase complex
Molecular function (GO): CAAX-protein geranylgeranyltransferase activity
Source: RefSeq, a predicted model, not a curated record